CCGGGGAAAUCAUCAGUCACAGGAGCGCCGCUGAAGGGAAUUCUUCAUAUUUAUAUCAUUAGAGCGUGUUUCUAGUGUCCUAUUUAUUUACCUAUUUUAUCAUUAUCAUUAUUAUUGGUCGUGUGAGGGGAGCCGUAUCUGUACAUCUGUGAGAAUUGGAAGGCGGAGAGCCAAGCAGCAGCAGCAGUACGAUCAGCAUCAGCCACACAGACUACAUCAGCUGUCCUCGUGAACACGCUUCUGGUCCAUCUUUUAUUAUCAGCAUGAACAAACAAGAGAUUGGAAAGUUUAAUAUUUCUCCGGAUGAGGACAGCGCCAGCUCCAACAGCAACGAUGAUUUCAAUUACCCGGAAUAUCCAGCGAAGAAGCUAUCCAUUAAAGGGCAUUAUGACAUGGAUCCAGAGAACCAAAAUUUCCUUCUUGAGCCUACUUUAACAAAGAAGAAAUGUGAGACUGAAUAUCUUCCAGGGACGACGUCCUUUGGCAUGUCAGUAUUUAACCUCAGUAACGCCAUUGUGGGAAGUGGAAUUCUAGGUCUAUCCUAUGCCAUGGCUAACACUGGCAUUGCACUAUUUAUGAUCCUAUUGACUUUUGUGUCAAUAUUCUCAAUCUAUUCCAUUCACCUACUGUUAAAGACAGCAAAUGAAGGAGGUUCUUUAUUGUAUGAGCAGCUGGGAUUUAAAGCAUUUGGCUUGUUUGGAAAACUUGCAGCCUCUGGAUCCAUAACAAUGCAGAAUAUUGGAGCAAUGUCAAGCUACCUCUACAUUGUGAAGUAUGAAUUGCCUCUUGUAAUUAAGGAACUGACCGGUGCAAAUCCCAAUGCUACUGAAUGGUACUUAAAUGGAGAUUAUUUGGUUGUAAUGGUUUCUAUAGGCCUCAUACUCCCGUUGUCACUACUAAGAAACUUGGGGUAUUUGGGCUACACAAGCGGCUUUUCACUGCUGUGCAUGGUGUUCUUCCUCAUUGUUGUUAUCUACAAGAAAUUUCAUAUCCCUUGCCCUCUAUUACUAGAAAAUGAUGCCCUCAACAUGACUUUAAACCACACGUUGACCCACUUGACCACAUAUUCCCCGAUGCAUAGUGUUGGGUUGAACGAGACCAUUGAUGAUGAAAUGUGCACCCCAAAAUACUUUGUUUAUAACUCUCAGACGGUAUAUGCUGUACCCAUCCUGACGUUCUCCUUUGUCUGUCACCCAGCUGUCCUUCCAAUUUAUCAGGAACUUAAAGGCCGAAGCCGUAAAAGAAUGAUGAAUGUUUCAAACGUGUCCUUUUUCGCUAUGUUUAUCAUGUAUCUCCUUGCUGCUCUCUUUGGAUAUUUGACUUUCUAUGGACGGGUUGAGCCAGAGUUGCUCCACACAUACUCCAAGGUUCCAGGAGCUGGCGUUAUAUUUGUCGUUGUGCGCCUGGCUGUUCUCAUGGCCGUCACCUUAACUGUUCCUAUUGUUAUUUUCCCAAUCCGUAGCUCCAUCAAUCAGCUGUUGUGCUCUGGAAAGGAGUUUGCAUGGUGGCGCCACAUCCUGAUCACGCUUGUCAUUCUAGCAUUCACCAAUUUCCUGGUCAUUUUUGUCCCAACCAUCAGAGAUAUCUUUGGAUUCAUUGGUGCCUCUGCUGCUGCUAUGCUGGUCUUUAUCCUGCCAUCAGCUUUUUACCUCAAGCUAGUGACAAAGGAAUCCAGUAGAUCAGUGCAGAAGAUUGGGGCUUCACUAUUCCUCAUCAGUGGCUUUGUGGUGAUGAUUGGAAGCAUGACCCUGAUUAUUCUUGACUGGAUCCACACUGCUUCUGACAAACACUAGAUGACUCGGUGAGCAAGUCCUUUCUUGAAGUGGAACUGUUCACUCCCAACCUUUCUACUGAGAAUGAAAUGUAACCAUUGCUUGCAGUUUCUUCCUUCAAGACACCCAUUCUUGUAGAACAAAAAGACUCUUGAGAGAUUAGUUCUACAUCUUGACAAGGACAAUGCCUUCUUUAUUCCAAAGGUUUUGGCAGAAGGAAGUAAUUUUAUUCCAUUCUGGAGAAUGGACACAAAAUCUAAACUUUAUUGAAGCCACAUGGUUGGUUGUUGUCAAUUAUUGUUACUCAUACUUGUAUGUUAUUACUUGAACGUGCCUACAGGAACCAUUUGAAGUGAGUAAAUGUUACACUGCAUAAGUGUUCAUCUGGUGGACGGGACGGAUCCCUCCCCUUUUUUUUGUACCAAAAAACUGCUCACCAAAUUGGACACACUUCUGAGGGGGAUCUACACAGAAACUGUGCUUAAAGAUCCCUUUACUGGUUUGCUACAGGUAUAUUUAAAAAUAGUCAGUAUUUUAGAAAAUAGUCACUUGAGCAUGGGAUACAGUGAGAGAGAAAUUGUAAAAGCAAGGCUGAACAAUGUUUUUACUGUCACCAGCUUACUGCUGGAAAGUGCAGUUUAUCUUCAUACUGAAAUGGCCUUUUUGAACAUGGAAAAAAUAAUAAUAAUUUGAAAGUCAAAAUACUGCUUUUAGUAUGGGCGUAAAAGACUUGAUCAAAUUAUUUUACCUGGUUAUUAUAAAAAAAAAAUAAUAGUUGACGGUCAAACCUUUACCGUGUUACUUGCGGGUAUUUUCUACGCAUGGUACAUACGUGGUGAGAUAUUUAAAUGGCUAAUUUAUUGAAGCCCAUGGCAGUUUACAUCGUGUAUAGUCGUUUUCAAUAUUUAAAAGCUUAAUUUAUAAAUGACUGAAUUACUUGAGCAACUUUUUUUUUUUUUUUUUUUCCUAAACAUGAACCACAGGUCCUGAAUUGUUUUGCUCACAAAAUGUUUACUGUGUACAUUUUUAGAAGGCAUGCUCUACAAUUCUGUAAGUGACACUGCCGAUACAGAAAGUUGUAGAAUUUGAAAAGCGCCAGCAAGCUGCAAGUCAUUAUAAAAUAUUUUAGUGUUUUUUUUUUUUUUUUUUCUUGCAUGUAGGAAUAAAAUGCAGAGGCAUAAAACCAAGUAUGUUACAUGCAAGACUAAACAGAUAUCCCAAAUUACAAAUUAAAGUAUACUUGUUUCCUACGCAGAAUGGAGGAAGUGCUUUGUGGAAGCAAUUUUUUUGUUCAGGAGCUGACUUGUGCAUUAGUGAUAUUACUAAUCCUUAUAAUAUAUUGAUACUUGCUACAGAUUUGGGAAGAUUUACUUAAAACUGGUGCAUGCAGAAUCUGGUGUAGCUGUGCAUAGUAACCAAUCAUCUUCUAGGUUUUAUUGGCCAAAGCUAACUGAGAAAGAUAAAGUUAGAAGCUGAUUGGUUACUAUGCACAGCUACACCAGUUUUAGUAAAUCUCCCUCAUUGCUUCCAUUCUGUAUAGGCAAUAUGUACACAACAAACUAGUGCAGCAAUAUAUCGCUAGUUUUAACAUAUAUUAUACAAUAGAUUGCAUAGCUAUUCACAUAAUUAACGCACAAUUGUACCAUACAAGUAUAAUUAUCAACUUGCGUACACAACAGAUAAAGCUGUUUCUGUAAACACUCUAGGUAUAUAUAUAUAUAAUUUUUUUAAAUAUUUAAUACUACAGGUGUAUAACCUGUGCAAAGUGUGAUAGUCCAAUACCUGCUAUUAAUAACCAAGAAAAAUAACAUUAACGCACAUCAUCAUCAUCAUCAUGCAGAUCUGUAUGUAGAUCGCCACUUCUGUCAUCUCAUUGUCUUCCACGGAUGAAUAUAUACUCUAACGUGCUAUUUGUAGAACAUUGACUCAUCGAAAAGCAAACUAUUUUUCAAUAUUUAUGAUAUAUGUAUAGAAGAACCGUGUAAAUAUAUAAAUAACCUGUAAAUAUUUCAGUUGUAGAUACAUUUUUAUUUCUUAAGUACGUUUACUGUCUUGAUCAUUGUUUUGAGAUGGUUUACACAAAGCAUUUAAGGGAACCCCUAACCUUAAAAAGAAGGGGUACGCAUCUUGUGACAUCAAUAAACCUACCGGUAGAGUUUUUUUUUUUUAAUUAUUCAGUAAUGCAGUGAAAGGGAAUUUAACGUUUGGGGGGAGGGAACUACUUCACAUCUCUACCUGUUCAUUUCGGUGACACGGGUUUUGUUUUACUAUACCGCUCUACUUUCCAACUUUUAGAGCUUUAAAAGCUUUCCCAGAGAGCGAGGAUCCUUUUGGAAAGAUGUGCAUUUAAGCCUUUAUUGAGUUCGGUCAGCUUUCAGCUGUUUUGGAAAGUAAAAGAUGUUUACAUAAGUUAAGGUAUAUAUGUAAGACACGUGUUGGAGAAGAAAUGGAAAAAGCAGAAUCCUACUCUACCUCCUGCUUAGUAACGUAUUACAGAAUGAGACCCAUGUGUAUGGCAUUUCUCCAUAAGAGUCAAUGAUCUCAUUGUCGGGUUUUGUUCAAUUGCCAUAACUCGUAUAGAAUUUCUUUUUUUUUUUUUUUUUUUAGUCCACUCUAAACCUACUAGCAGCCCAUCCUUGGCUGUAUUUGGCUAGCUGUCUGCAUUAUAAGAAACCUUUCACGUAAACAUCCUAUCCUGGCGUAGUAAUGCCAUAUUAAUAGGGGCUUUGUUUGUUUGAGCAAGGUAUAACUCAUCUUUUCUUAGUCUUUCUAAAGACGCAAACUAAACAUGUCCCCGUCUAACACACUGAAAGUUUUUAAACGGCAAAAAAAAA
This is a messenger RNA of Rana temporaria (common frog), 4606 nucleotides long. RefSeq names its product solute carrier family 38 member 2 (gene SLC38A2). The transcript has 16 exons. NCBI's taxonomy places the organism in Eukaryota, Metazoa, Chordata, Amphibia, Anura, Ranidae. Gene Ontology annotation, biological process: amino acid transmembrane transport; L-glutamine transport. Gene Ontology annotation, molecular function: L-glutamine transmembrane transporter activity. The record is from RefSeq and is a predicted model, not a curated record. Bases 264 to 1793 code for a protein of 509 amino acids.